CAUUAACAGGUGCGGAGGUAGCUCCAGACGACUCCUCCCUCUCUAAAACUAAAACCCACCCUCAGGCCUCUCGUUUCUUCCCUGUAGAGAGAGAAAGUUUGUUCUACAAUUCAAAAUAGAGAGAGAGUUGGCGGAGUGAGGUCGAGACUAUCUAUAUGAUUGGCUUUGGUAGGGGAGGUAGCGUGCGGGGAAUGUCGGUUUGAAGACUGAGAUGUGAAGAGACGAACGAAGAAUUGGAACCCUAACGAAAACAAAUUUAUUGAAUGAGAAGUGGUCUUUCUGUGUUAUGUCAGACGCUUCAAGGAGUUUGGGUGCUUCAGCUGAACCGAAUAGAGUGGGACCAGAUUAUUUUAGUUUUUAUAAACGUGAAGUAGCAGAACUAUUCUCACAGGAUGAUGAUUUUCUGCCUUCCUCAUCCCAAAUCUGUGACUUCACUGGAAAAACACAUGUCGUCAAAGACAAGGAUAUAACCAAGAAUAAUUACAGUGCCAAAGAGGGUAAUUGUUUUACUGGCUCCUUAUUUUGUGAUGUCCUAGGAGCUGGGAUUUUAGAUUACAAAAAGGAAAGGGCAAAGGCAUUGCUUCGGCAGAGUGUGGUUGCUUUUACACAAGAAGUUGAUGAGAUGCUAGAUCCGGUUGUUGCCAUGCGUCGGAUACAAUCUUAUCUGGUAUGCAAAAAGAGUUUGUGUAGUUAUUCAGGUGCAGCAAGUUCGAAUGAUGUGGGGCAACAUCCUUACAAGAAACUCAAGUCCUCCUCAUCCUCAUCUUCGAUUAGUGUUGACCUGCAGAGUAGUCCUGUCAGUUGCAGAGUUAGUGGAGAGGUUUGAUUCUCAUAAAGUUGCUUUAUUUUCUAAGAAUUUGCCCUUGUAAUAUCAGCACAUACCUUUGGUUUUGAAUUUGUUUGAAGACAUGGGAGACAAUCUUUUUAAAGCUGUGCAUUGGUACAUGAAGAAUCUAAUCGUGUACAUAAUUGCAGUUCCAAUGACUUAGAAUCAACAGAGACAUGCUCAUCCCUCUAGGCUUCACAACAUGCUUUGUUCUUACUUUCUUGUUGGCCUUGAACCAACACCAAUAAUUCUCUCUAUUUGUAAGAUGCUUAUAUUUGAAGUAAAAAUUAUGGAGGUAAAACUGCCAACCACUUACCUCUCUUGAACCCGCUAUGGGUGGGAGCUUUCUGUAGUAUAGCUUUUUCCUUUACCCUCACAUUAUAGAACUGUCUAUUAUGGAAUAAUGGAAGCUCAACAGUUGGCUGUUGUGGAAGCUCAGCUUUCUGUAAAUUGCUUGUUCUAUGGAGUCCCACUUAGUAUUAGUGGUGGAGGAGAGAGAAAGUGCUAUUUGCAGUGUCCACACCCCCUCCACCCCUUUUUCUCUUUUGCUUUCUCUCUCUUGUUGGGCCUUAGAGUUUAGUUUGUGUGUUGAUUUGGAUGAUAAACCGCCCCGAAAUAAUGUUGCGUGAUUUUUAAUGAAAAUUUUUUUGAGGCUUGGUUCAUGAAGCCGGUAUGUAAGAUGUAUAAAAAUCGU
Ilex paraguariensis (yerba mate) is the source of this 1520-nucleotide messenger RNA. NCBI's taxonomy places the organism in Eukaryota, Viridiplantae, Streptophyta, Magnoliopsida, Aquifoliales, Aquifoliaceae. The record is from the annotation of a GenBank genome assembly.